Messenger RNA from Cynara cardunculus var. scolymus (artichoke), 3232 nucleotides. Its product is annotated as ubiquitin carboxyl-terminal hydrolase 8-like. Lineage: Eukaryota; Viridiplantae; Streptophyta; Magnoliopsida; Asterales; Asteraceae. Bases 679 to 2982 code for a protein of 767 amino acids. The transcript has 13 exons. The record is from RefSeq and is a predicted model, not a curated record. Gene Ontology annotation, molecular function: cysteine-type deubiquitinase activity. Gene Ontology annotation, biological process: protein deubiquitination.
GAUUGCAGGGGAGAAGAGCAAGGGGUUUCCGGACGUGAGUAUGCGUUGGUUUCCGAAUGGAUGUUCUAUCGAGCUCUUAAAUGGGUUUCACUGGACUUGGGAGUACAUUUGGGACUGCAUUGAGUGGACAAAAUAUUCUUUUGGACAACAUCUGUAAGUGGGUUUGUAGUAGGUUUUUGGUGGAUGUUUUCUUGACUUAGUGGAGGUCCACCACUACAGAUGAGGAAGGGUAUGGCAGAGAGGAUAUCCUUUUCUCUAUAUUCUAUACAACGUUUAGAAAAUGGUACCUUACUCUGUUCUUUUUCCCCAUUUUUGGAUAAGUUGGUGCUACGUUCUCUGGAUGAUAGAUGGUAUCCUCUGAUGUUAUUAGCUUCUCUUUUUUCACAGGAGCUUCACACUUGUUAAAUGUGAGAAUAUGCUGACUGGUCUGUAACAGAUAUGUUCUGUCCAUUGCAACUCAAGUGGACAAUGUCACCUUUGGAUCCAUGUUACAGCCCUCUUUUCUUUUGCAUGCUCUUCUAGCUAACCCUUACACAUUCUAAAAAAGAAAAUGCGGUCAGAUGUUAGAACUAUUGACACGCCCUACCAUAAUAUUCCCCAAACUUCAUGUUUCAACCUAUGUAUAAUUCAUGCUUGAUGUGACUUCUUUGUGCAUCUCAUUGACACUUGAUCUGCUUGAUGAUUGGUAUUGCUUCCCUUCAACAAUAUGCUCUUCCUUGCAGGCACUAUGAUAUGAAGUAUGUGGGGAACUCUGUAGCCAUAGAAGAUAAUAAGGCAGACUUUUUUUCGUUGCAAGUUAGGCUUUCAAUUUCUGCAACAACAAAUUCGUUGGUUGUAAGGAUUAGCCAAAAGGGCAAUGAGAUUGGAGCUUUUAAUAAAUCCUGCCAAAUAUUUUGUGUCAAGUCUGGCUUGUUGAACAUAUGGGAUUUUUCAGGGCAAAUAACCAAGUUUUUUUUACAAGGCAGCAUGCUAUCUGAUAAAUCUGAACAAGUGAAUGAAGAGAUUUUCUUAGAGUUGCAGGUUUAUGGCUUGUCUUUUGAUGUGAUGCGAAAAGAAAAUGGGAUGGCAGUUGAAGACUUGAAAACUGAUGGAUUUUCUUCCGGUAGUUCACUGAAGGUGAAUGGCCACUCUGACAAUGUCAACUCAUGUGUCAGACUUGGCCAUCCACCAUUUCCUGGUAGCUUCAGUGAAUCUUAUAACUUGGGUUUGACUGGAUUGUACAAUCUCGGCAACACAUGUUUUAUGAACAGCGCUAUCCAGUGCUUAGUGCAUACUCCACAGCUUGUCAAUUAUUUUCUUGGGGACUUCAGAAAAGAUCUAAACUUCGAGAAUCCACUGGGCAUGAAUGGGAAGCUAGCUCUAGCAUUUGGAGACUUGCUAAGGCAGCUAUGGACACCAGGGGCUACCUCAGUGGCUCCAAGAGCAUUCAAGUCAAGAGUAGCUGGUUUUGCUCCUCAGUUUAGUGGCUACAAUCAGCAUGAUUCUCAAGAAUUUCUUGCUUUUCUACUGGAUGGACUCCAUGAAGAUCUCAAUCGUGUUAAAAUCAAGCCUUAUAAUGAGAUAAAAGACACUGAUGGAGUUUCCGACAAAGAAGUAGCAGAUGAACAUUGGCAGAAUCAUCUAGCCCGAAAUGACUCCAUAAUAGUUGGCAUGUGCCAGGGGCAGUAUCGGUCAACUUUGAUAUGUCCUCUUUGCAAGAAGCAUUCUGUUACAUUUGAUCCAUUCAUAUAUCUGUCUUUGCCCUUGCCUUCGACAACAAUGAGGACUAUGACAUUGACGGUAUUGAGCACUGAUGGGACUACUUUGCCAAUUUCAGUUAUUGUGACUGUCCCAAAGUGUGGAAAGUUUACGGAUCUCAUUCAGGCUUUGAGCAUCGCUUGCUCUUUGCGGGAGGAUGAAACCUUGCUGGUGGCUGAGAUAUACAACCACCGCGUUCUUCAUUUUUUGGAUAAGCCUGCUGACUCCAUAGAGCUGGUUAGGGAUUAUGACCGGCUUGUUGCUUAUAGGCUACCUAAGGAUGAGGACAAUUUUCCCUUGGUUGUAUUUACGCAUCGGCGUUUUGAAGAGCAAUACGGUCAAGGAUCUCCAGCUUUGAAAGAGUUUGGCAUUCCUCUAGUAGCAAGGAUUCCUGAUUGUACUGAUGGUUCCAAGAUACAGAAGAAAUUUCUCAAAUUACUCCAUCCAUUUCUGAUGCCGGAUGAAUUUUCUUCAGAUGCUUUUGAUGAUUCUGUAAACACCGUCAAUCAAGACAUAGAAAUGGAAGAAAAAGUUGAUGAAAAUGCAUUUAAUGGUGUUCCAAACAGUGAAGUAAACGACAGGUCUUUUGUGGAUGACAACUUCCAGUUCUAUUUUGUACAGCAAGAACAUUUUUCAGAAGGAACUAAGAUGCUGAUGGAUGAGCCAUUGUUAAUCCCAGAAUCUCGUAAAAUUACCGUGCUUGUUUCCUGGCCAGAGGAAAUGUUGAAGCGGUAUGAUACUUGCAUUUUAAGCCAUUUACCAGAGACAGGUGGGCUUUCAUCAAAAAAGCCUCCAGAGUCGGCUUCUCUGUAUAAAUGUCUUGAAGCAUUCUUGAAGGAAGAGCCUUUAGGACCUGAAGACAUGUGGUACUGCCCUAAGUGCUUGAAGCAUUGUCAAGCUAGCAAAAAGUUGGAUCUCUGGAGAUUGCCAGAAAUUUUGAUUAUUCAUUUGAAGAGAUUUUCAUACAACCAGUUUCUCAAGGACAAGUUGGAAACUUUUGUGGACUUCCCCAUCGAUAACUUUGACCUUUCAAAUUACACCGUACACAAGGAGGGCCAGUCUUCUUUUCUGUACAAGCUGUAUGCAGUAAGUAAUCACUAUGGUGGAAUGGGUGGUGGUCACUACACCGCUUUUGUUCAAUGUGGGCAGCAAUGGUAUGAGUUCAAUGACAGCCAGGUCUUCCCCAUUAGUGAGGACCAAAUCAAGACAUCAGCAGCCUAUGUUCUGUUUUACAAGAGAAUUUGAUAGUGUUAGUGGCCCACUAUGAUUUAAAGGUAGGAAAAAGAAUGCCUUUAAAGUGCAGUUUGUGUGUAGAUUUGUGGGCAGGCAUUAUACAUGAUUACUAGUUCACAUAGAUGAUAAUACUAGUGGCAAUGAGGGUGGCCUAUGUUGUACAUGUACUUAGAUUAGACCAAACUUUUUUGCCAGUGGCCACCUCAACUUCUUUCGUUCAGUUUCUUUAGACAUCAGAACAAGCUCUGCUUGCUUUUUGACC